Molecule: messenger RNA, 1419 nt
Organism: Musca vetustissima
Lineage: Eukaryota; Metazoa; Arthropoda; Insecta; Diptera; Muscidae
Product: acidic mammalian chitinase-like
Exons: 5
Coding region: 1-1419 (472 amino acids)
Biological process (GO): chitin catabolic process; carbohydrate metabolic process
Cellular component (GO): extracellular region
Molecular function (GO): chitin binding; chitinase activity
Source: RefSeq, a predicted model, not a curated record
AUGAAGUUCGAAAUUCUAGUGAUAGCAUUUUUUAGCUUAUUGGGGGCAUGUAGCUGUAAUGCAAAAAUCAUCAACUGCUACUUUGGCACCUGGUCCAAUUAUCGUCCCGGUUUGGGUCAAUUUGAACCGGAACAUAUCAAUGCGAAUUUAUGUACCCAUUUGAGUUAUUCAUUCUUUGGCAUAACGGAGGUGGGAGAAUUUCGCAUGUUGGAUGCAUGGCUCGAUAUGGAUUUAAAUUUCAUUAAACGUACAAUGGCUUUGAAGCACGACAAUUCAAAUCUUAAAGUUUUGGCAGCAAUUGGUGGCUGGAAUGAAGGUUCUAUAAAAUAUUCCCAAAUGGCAGGUGAUCCAGCAAAACGUAAACGAUUUAUUCAAUCAACAGUGGAUUUCGUACGCCAACAUGGUUUUGAUGGCAUCGACUUGGAUUGGGAAUAUCCCGGCCAAAGGGGUGGCUCGAUGGAUGACAAGCAUAAUUUUGUUGUACUUUUAAGGGAAUUAAAAGAAAGCUUCACACCUUUAAAUCUGGAACUGAGCAUUGCAGUAGGUGCAUCCGCCUACACCGCUUCCACCUCCUAUGAUAUACCAAAUAUUGCAAAAUAUGUGGAUUUUAUCAACGUUAUGACCUAUGAUUUGGGCAUGGCUUCGGAUGGUGUAUUGGGUUCCAAUGCACCCCUUAGAGGACAGGGUGACAACAAUGUUGAAAACUGUAUUGGAUAUUGGUUGCAAAAUGGUGCCCCUGCAUCCAAAUUGGUUUUAGGCUUGGCAUUUUAUGGCCGAACCUUCCAACUGGCAAAUAACAAACUAACCACACCCGGUUCACCUUCUUCUGGUGCAGGAGCGCCAGGUCCCUAUACACGUGAAUCGGGUUUUAUGGGUUACAAUGAGAUAUGCACCCUACAAACUGCCGGUGUUUGGACCACGGUAUUUAAUGCCGAACAUGGUGUACCAUAUACAUAUAAUGACAAUCAAUGGAUUGGUUAUGAUAAUGUCCAAAGUCUGGAAUUGAAAUUGAAUUAUAUGAGAAGCUUAAAUCUAGCCGGCGUUAUGUUAUGGUCCAUAGAGACAGAUGAUUUUCGGGGAGAAUGCGGAGGUGAACAAUAUCCUUUGCUAAAUACAAUAAAUCGUAAAAUUGGAAUGGGCAUGGAAGGCCAAGAGAAUUCAACAACAGGAUCUGCGACUUCAACAACAACCACCACCAUGAAGCCUGUGGUGACCUCAACUACACCUGGAGGACCCCCACCAUCUACACCAGAAAAUUUGUGUUCGGAAGAUGGUUAUUUUACCCACGAAUAUGAUUGCAAUCGUUUCUAUCAGUGUGUUGGUGGUAAACGUCAUGAUUUUAUUUGUCCACCCGAUUUACAUUUCGACAUGAAUUCGAUGGCCUGUAAUUGGCCUUCCCUGGCUAAUUGUGGAUAUUAG